Mycotypha africana is the source of this 2147-nucleotide messenger RNA. RefSeq lists its product as uncharacterized. The transcript has 8 exons. Lineage: Eukaryota; Fungi; Mucoromycota; Mucoromycetes; Mucorales; Mycotyphaceae. The coding region runs from base 257 to 1987 and encodes 576 amino acids. The record is from RefSeq and is a predicted model, not a curated record. Gene Ontology annotation, cellular component: Rpd3S complex. Gene Ontology annotation, biological process: regulation of transcription by RNA polymerase II.
UUUUUUUUUUUUACAUUUUUCCAAUACCGUGUUUCUUUGAUAACUAUUACUUUCCCCUUUAGGUUUUGGAACUCCCUUUUUCUUUCUUUCCUUUCCUCUAUCCUUUUUCUGAUAACUUUGCAAUUUUCUCAUAUUUUGCUUAUAUUUUCAGAUUUCGGUUAUUUCCACCCCUUUUUUUUGCAGCCAAAAACUACUUUCUCUCUUUGAAAAAAAAAAAAAAGGCUUUACCUUUAUUUAACAAAAAAAAAAAAAAAGCAUGAAACGCAUUCUCUCGCCUGUACUUGAACCGGAUGUUACAUUAACAUCGCCUGAUGCUGAUAUCGAGUAUCUUAGAAGGCAGCUAGCUACUCACAAACGACUAGCUACUGCAACCACUGGUCUUACUAACCUUGGUAGUUUAAAUGAGAAAUCCUUGACUGGUUCUGCUACUGACACCACAAAGGCAAAGAGUAAGAAGGCGUCUGACGCUGUGGCUUCUACUACUGAAAGUAACAUUAAAAACCAUGACCUAUGCGAUGCUUGCGGCGAUGUGGGUCAGUUCAUUUGUUGCGAUGCCUGUCCUAAUGCCUUCCACUUUACCUGUGUUGACCCGCCCAUGAGUGUGGACGAUGUUAUCAACAUGGAAGAUACAUGGUAUUGCAAUGAAUGUCUUCAAAAACGCAAAAAGAACAAAGCAGUAACCACUGGGAAAGAUUCUGGCUUGGGUUUGUUUCAACCAUUGAUUGAUAAUAUGGGCACUAAGAAUCCCAAAGCAUUCCGUCUACCAAAUGAAAUUAUCAAUUUUUUUGAAGGUGUAUCCUCUGAUAAACUUGGAAGAUACGUCGAUUCAUCCCAAGUGAAACGAGUUAAAUAUAGACAUGGUGAGAUGGAACGUCCUGAUUAUCACCCACUCAAGAGAAACGGGCAUUACACCGUUUGCUUCUAUUGCCGUAAAACUGCACUCAACAAACAAAUGAUCUCCUGCGAUUAUUGUCCUCUAUAUUGGCACCUCGAUUGUCUGAAUCCUCCCAUGCCUGCACCGCCUAAUCCUGCGAAGCGAUGGCGUUGUCCUGUUCAUAUCGAAAACUUUAUUAAACAACCAAGAAGGCAAAAGCACAAGACACCGACAAUAAUAUCUGACAAGUCACCCUCCUGUGCGUUUCAUAACUAUCUUGAAAACGUCCACAUUAUCCAUCACUCAAACGAACAGCAACCAAAGAAAUUCAUCGCAGCAGCAACAGCAGCCUUCCCCAUGACACCCUCAGAACAUCUCAUAACUUCCAGUAAAGAUAACAAAGUAUACCGACUUCCUACAGAACCCUUUCGAGUGAACUUUGAUAGCUACGCUAGAAAAGCAUUGAAAGAGAGACGACUGCUGAUGAAUGACAACCUUACUGCGGCCAAGAAACAAGGUAGAAAAUAUUCCCUACCAUCUACUUUAAUAAGCAGCUCUUCUGGCAGCGAGAUAUGUACACCUCCUCUCUUCGCGUCUCCAGUAUCAACUACCGCGCCUACCGUCAUCAAAUCUACCCUACCCCCUCAACCUCUUUUCAACAAUACAGACAUGGCAACUACCAAUGCUACUGCUUCAAGCAGUAAUAACAAUACCCAAACUGAGCAAGAAGAAGUCGAUCUUUGGCUACAAAACAUGGCUUUAUUUAAAACAAAUGCUACAGAUUUCAAAGCAAUGCCAACAACAACUGAAUCAUCCUCUACGAAUGAUACCACUACUCAGAAACAACCCAUGACGAUGACAGAAGACAAGCUAUUGACUCUCUUAAAGUUUUCUACUGAUGCGACUGCCAACACUAUGGAAAACACUUCUCUAUCCCCACCUUCAUCUCCUAUACCCGUCAAACAUCAACAACAACCUCAUCCAUUUGAACCAUCCAAUCGAAAACUACGCGCCGUCAACAUCAACAAGUUUAAAAGAUACAAGAAAUUUGAACAUUUGCUUGGUCAAAAAAGUGAACAGGAACUGAUCAACGUUUUCAAAAAACUCUUGUAAAUCACAAAACGAGAAUAUAACCAUCAUUUUUAUCCACGCUAUCCUCAUUUCUCAUCGCUUUGAGUGCAUUUUAUUUGAGCGCACAUUCAUUCCACUUUAUCCAUAUAACAUUACAUCUUCAUUGACCAUAUUUAUGUGUGAAAUAAAAAUCAUUACAAUG